This is a messenger RNA of Chara braunii, 1617 nucleotides long. NCBI's taxonomy places the organism in Eukaryota, Viridiplantae, Streptophyta, Charophyceae, Charales, Characeae. The record is from the annotation of a GenBank genome assembly.
GCACUUGAGAGAGAGAAGAACCAAAAAGAGGAAAUCGGAAGAGAAAAAGAAAGAAAUAAACAGCAAGAACAGAAACUAGAGGAGAUCAGACAAAAUGUCGUAGUAACUGAAGGGGAAGAACAAACUGUUUCUCUGAACCAGCUUAUAAGUUAUCUUGCUCACAUUGAAAUGAGGCUUGACCAGCAUGGUUUGCGACUUGAUGAGCUUACCGCAGGCCUACGGACUGUCACGAAUCUGGUCAAAGGAAAGAACAAAGUGGUUGAGCAGGAGAAAGAAGAGAAACCCAAGAAACUGAUGGGAGACGCCAUGAAGUCUCUCAAAGUUAAUACUAACAAGAAAGAACAACAACAAAGGGGACCUUCUGAUCCGCCGAGUCCGCCGCCGGAAGGAUCCCCGAAAGGAAAGAAAGAGGGCCCUACACAACCUGAGAAACCGAAGAAGAAGGAUAAAGUUAAAAUGAAAUUGCCUUUCACAUUUUGUAACAAGAAAGAUGAAAAUCUGCUAUUGUGGAUAGCCGAGAUUCAGACAUAUUGUGGCACGGCCCCUGUCGAGCCCGAGUCCCAGGUAGCCUUCUCUACUUCUUGUCUCGGGGGGGAGGCUAAGGAAUGGGUUUUGGCCGAAGCCAAUGCAGCUGGGUUCGAUGAUAUUGGGGAAUGGGCUGGGACACUGAAUCUGAAACAGUUCCUAGGGAAGAUCAAGGAAUGUUUCCUUGACAAGACGACGACUGACAAAGCCUUCGACCAGCUCACGACCAUUGGACAAAAAUAUUGGACCUCGGUGGAAGCUUUGUCCAGGGAGGUUGACCGGUUGCUGCAAGUUCCAGGACUGAACUUGCAAGACAACCAGGUAUUGUACAUAUACUCCCGUGCUCAACCCGAGCCUGUGCGUAGUCAGCUCGUGGCCGAGUCAAAGUCAGGUAAGUAUAACUAUAGGCAAUUUUGGGAUUUGGCUCUCCAGCGAGAGCAAAUGACUUCUCAGGUAAAGAACACAUAUGCAUUUGUGGUGAAAUAUGGUGGUGGUGUAGGUGCAGGAGCAGGUAAGCGAGUACUCUGGCGCCAAAAGCAUCAGGAUCACACCCUCAUCGUCUUUGGCGACGAUACUGUGGUGAAGUGGCCAUUGGAGGCCGAGGGUGUGGCAAGCGGCAGUGAUUCCAGAAAGGGGGACGUCAGGAGGACCACGACCAGGAGUAAGGAGGAGACCACGCUCGUUCCCGGAUCAUCCCGAUAUUGCAGCCGGAAAGCCCUGGGAGAAGAUGAAUAUUGACCAAAAGACUUGGCAAGACCGGAUGGAUAACGCGCAAUGCCUAAAAUGCGGGACUGCGGGGCAUGUAAUUGCAUGGUGCCCUUUAAUCCGGAACCAAAAAGCGAGACGCCAGUAGGAGUAGCAUCUGCUCUUACUGAGUUGAAGGGUUUAGAUGAUGAGAGAGGUAAGGCGCCUACUAACCCUUUCAACCCUUCGACUCACAUGGCAGAGGAUGGUUCUUCUCCAGCCCAUCGUCCAGAACACCCUGAACCUGUUUUAUGUUCUGUCUCUCUGGACGACUCCCUUGACGAGCUUGGUAACGAGUUGCUAGCAUUACGAAGCUCGUGGGCUAAGAAAUCAAAGUCUAAGGGUGAA